CCUUUGAACUAACACGUUUCGUAUAACAAUACGGUCACCACACUUCCUUGUGAUCAGAUUCCAGUUACAAAUUCCCUGCCGAACAGUAUUUUGUAAAUCUCGCAGUGUUUUGACGACUUCGCGGAGACUUUAACGGAGAACGUUAAGCUAUGAUGAAGAUUUUAUUCAGAACAGUGUUCUUAUGUUUUUGUGUAAUAAUAGAACCAAAUGCAGUACAAGCAUUAGGGUGCAGGAAUGGAUGGAUACAGUUUGAAAGUUCAUGCUACUUUUUUUCGAAUGACGUGGAAACAUGGGCAGAGGCAUCUAUCAUUUGUGCCGAUCUGAAAGGUCACCUUGCCACUGUUAAUUCGGCUGCCGAGAAUUCCUUCCUGAAGGCACAGGCAAACGUUUUAAAACAAACAGGAUACUGGUUAGAUGGCAACGAUUUUGAGGUAGAGGGUUCUUGGCGUUGGACUACAUCUGACGAUCUAAUAACGUUUAAUGACUGGCACAGUGGAGAACCAAACCAAGGAGCAUCAGCAGACUGUUUGGCCCUUUGGAGAGACCAUGCGUACCAGUGGGCUGAUGAACCCUGUCGACAUGUCUGGAACUUCAUUUGCAAAACGAAUAGCAUCGGGGACGGCGAACAGGCCAUCGGAUAGCACUCAAAUAUAUUUGCUUCAAACACAAUUUUAAAAACAUUGGCCAAAAAACGGAAUUCUCGUUAAAAUUCAAUAAAACACAGAAUCAAAACUGUUGAUUUUGAUUUCGUUAUAAAAAAUAUAGAAUACU
Mizuhopecten yessoensis (Yesso scallop) is the source of this 771-nucleotide messenger RNA. RefSeq names its product perlucin-like protein. Lineage: Eukaryota; Metazoa; Mollusca; Bivalvia; Pectinida; Pectinidae. The transcript has 5 exons. The coding region runs from base 150 to 641 and encodes 163 amino acids. Gene Ontology annotation, molecular function: signaling receptor activity. The record is from RefSeq and is a predicted model, not a curated record.